CCUUUCAUCCCUGUAAAUUACCUAAAGCCCAACCUCCAAAAUGUUCCUAUUGUAUUCUCUCUCUCUCUCUCUCCGAGAGAGAUAGGUCUUCUUCUUCUUCUUCUUCUUCUUCUUCUGGUCUUCACUUAUGGCCGGAAUUUGUAACGCUGUUUGAUUCCUGUAAUGCUGUUGUUUUUUCUUCUACUGAAUCUUGGGUUUCAGUUUGAGAUAACCCUAGAAUAGAAGCUACCGUGUUUGUGAAUUGUUUUGUUUCUGGAGGAGGAGGUGGAGGUGGAGGAUUACGACUACAGCGUUGUUUUUUGUUGUUUGGUUGUAGUUUCUCGGCUUCUUCGUCUAGCUUCUGCUCUUCUGCUGCUUGUUUGUGUGUGUGUGUGUGUGUGUGUGUGUGUGUGUGUGUGUGUGUGAGUGAGUUUUCCAUUUUGGUUUGUAUGGUUUGUCCAUCUCUGUGUUUCUUUGAGGCUGUAUGAUUCUUUCUUAUGCCAUGGAACAACCUGAUGCCAAGGAUUUGAGGGACUCUGCGGAGAAUUCCUCUGCUAAUACACUCUUUGAUGCUUCACGAUAUGAGUUUUUUGGUCAAAAUGUCGUGGGAGAAGUGGAGCUGGGAGGUUUAGAAGAAGAUGAAGACGUUCCUUUAUUUGGAUCUACAGAUGAAGAGUAUCGUCUAUUUGUUCGGGAAGAGAGUGCAGGGUUGGGAUCUUUAUCGGAAAUGGAUGAUUUGACAAGUACUUUUGCGAAGGUAUGCCUCCAUUGUCAAUUAUUCUGUUCUAACAGUAAUUUAUCUCUCUUUGUGCUUAUGAUUGUAUUAUCUUCUUUAGGUUCAUCUGCAACUGAUUGGGCACAAGAUGGAGACUUUUGUAAUUGGUUAGAGCAGCAUGUAUUUGAUUCAGAAUGUGCUCAGGAGGAGAAGAGAUGGUCAUCCCAGCCUCAACCAGAUCCGAAACCUUUGUAUAGAACAUCCUCUUACCCUCAGCAACAACCUACACUACAGCACUAUUCUAGUGAACCAAUUCUAGUACCGAAAUCUUCUUUCACAUCCUUCCCUCCUCCAGGAAGUAGGUCUCAACAUGGUUCACCUCGUCACCUACAUAUUUCAUCCCUUGCGGAUGGAAGUCAGUUACCCUUAUCUGCACCAAACAUCACUUCUUUAUCCAAGUCUAAUCUGCAGUUAGCUGGUAUGCAUCAUGGCUUGCAUUAUGGAGGCAACAUGCACCAGUUCACCACUCCCGGCCUUUCUUUUAGUAGCAGGCCACAAAAUCAGUGGAUUAACAACGCUGGUCUAUUACAUGGAGAUCAUUCACAUCUGUUUAAUAGUAUGAUGCAACAGCAACUAUCUCAUCAAAAUAGCCUUCUUUCCCCUCAGUUAUUGUCAGCUCAUCAACAGCUGCAACAGCACAGGCUACAUCAUCCAGUUCAACCAUCUUUGGCGCAUUUUGCAGCUCUUCAGUCUCAGCUGUAUAAUGCCCAUUCACCAUCCUCACAUAGAGCAAUGCUUGGAUUGACUGAUGUGAGAGAUCAGAAACCUAAGUCGCAGAGAGGGAAACAUAACAUGCGCUCUUCUCAGCAAGGUUCUGAAACCGGUAGUCAAAAGAGUGAUAGUGGAUCCAUCCAGUUUAGAUCUAAGCAUAUGACAGCUGAUGAGAUUGAGAGUAUUCUGAAGAUGCAGCAUGCUGCCACCCACAGCAAUGAUCCUUACAUAGAUGACUACUAUCACCAGGCUCGUGUUGCCAAAAAAGCUGCUGGUUCAAGAUCGAAAAAUGCAUUUUGUCCAUCUCGAAUAAGAGAGCUUCCAUCCCGAUCUCGUAGUGGUUCAGAUCAGCAUUCUCAAUCCACAGCUGAUUCAUUGGGAAAAAUACCCCUCACUUCUAUUCGGAGACCUCGCCCCCUCCUUGAAGUUGAUCUUCCAUCCUCAGGUUCUUGUGAUGGUAGCACUGAACAGACAAUACCUGAGAGGCCUCUGGAGCAGGAACCGAUGCUUGCUGCUAGAAUCACCAUUGAAGAUGGUCUCUGUCUUCUCCUUGAUAUAGAUGAUAUUGAUCGGCUUUUACAACACAAUAAACUGCAAGAUGGAGGUGUCCAGCUUAGACGAAGGCGGCAGAUGCUGCUGGAAGGUUUGGCAGCAUCACUUCAGCUUGUUGACCCACUUGGAAAAAGUAGCCAUGGUGUUGGCCCAUCUCCAAAAGAGGACAUCGUGUUCUUGCGUUUGGCCUCUCUUCCCAAAGGUCGAAAGCUUCUUUCUAAAUUUCUCAAGCUGCUCUUCCCUGGUAGCGAGCUAGCACGAAUCGUCUGUAUGGCCAUUUUUCGUCACUUAAGGUUCUUGUUUGGUGGACUUCCAUCUGAUCCUGGAGCAGCUGAGACAACAUCUAAUCUUGCGAAGACUGUUUCUGCCUGUGUUAAUGGUAUGGACCUUCGUGCACUAAGUGCUUGUCUCGUUGCAGUUGUCUGUUCCUCAGAGCAGCCACCACUACGCCCCCUUGGAAGUUCUGCUGGAGAUGGAGCCUCUAUUGUUCUGAAGUCCAUUCUUGAAAGGGCUACUGAACUGUUAACCGAUCCUCAUGCUGUUAGUAACUGUAGCAUGCCUAAUCGUGCUCUCUGGCAGGCAUCCUUUGAUGAAUUCUUCAGUCUCCUUACCAAGUACUGUGUGAGUAAAUAUGAGACUAUAGUGCAGUCAUUAUUUUCACAGACACCAUCAAGCACCGACGUUAUAGGGUCAGAGGCAUCCAGAGCCGUCAGCCGCGAAAUGCCUGUGGAGCUUCUUCGUGCUAGUCUUCCUCACACCAAUGAGCCCCAAAGGAAGCUUUUAAUGGAUUUUGCCCAGCGUUCCAUGCCAGUUGCAGGAUUCAGCGCCCAUGGUGGAAGCAGUGGGCAAAUGAAUUCAGAAUCAGUUAGGGGUUAGGAAUGGAAAUCAUGAUGAAGUAUCAGGUAAAUGAUGUUACCAGCAAGAUGGUGAUUUUCUGCAUCGCCUCACCUCCUUCAGGAAGUGUAAACGUUCUCGGUGUUCGAUGAGGCAGGAGGCGAUGACCGGUAAGUGGCUGGCCAUAUCACAGGAGUCAGCUUGAGGGGCUUCUACUUUAUCUAUCCAUUUCAGCGUUUUCUUUUAACAUUUCUUAAG
Cucurbita pepo subsp. pepo (vegetable marrow) is the source of this 3109-nucleotide messenger RNA. The record is from RefSeq and is a predicted model, not a curated record. NCBI's taxonomy places the organism in Eukaryota, Viridiplantae, Streptophyta, Magnoliopsida, Cucurbitales, Cucurbitaceae.